Messenger RNA from Trichomonas vaginalis G3, 1329 nucleotides. RefSeq names its product TAG-278-related family. Lineage: Eukaryota; Parabasalia; Trichomonadida; Trichomonadidae. The transcript has a single exon. The record is from RefSeq and is a predicted model, not a curated record. Bases 1 to 1329 code for a protein of 442 amino acids.
AUGCAGAAAAUCCAAGAAGAAGAAAAGAAUCUCCAAGAUUUGAUGACAAAUAAAUAUAUUGUUGCGAUAAACCAGAUAAAACAACGAUUUCAGAAUGAUUUUCCACCUGUCCAAGAUGAUCCUGAGAUUGUUGCAUUAAAAGAACAAUUUACAACUGAACAAAAUAAUCUUCAUUCAAUUAAAACUCCAGGAACAGGCAAUGGAGAAUUUGCAUUGUUAAAUGCAACUGUAGAAACAUUGCAAAACGAGUUGAAUGGUCAGAAACUCUCAAUAGAUAAAGAAAGAGAAACAAUUUUGAAUUCCUGGAAAAAGCAAAUUGAAGAUGAAGAAAGAAGACAUCAAAAUAUUGGAGAAGGACCUUCAACAAGAGGCAGAGAUCAGUUGAAACAUACUUUGCAGAGUCAAAUAGAUGGUGUCAUUGAAUCAAGAGAGAAUGAUGAAAAGAAACUUCGUGAUAUCCUUAAUUUGUUAAAUUCAGAAUCAGAAAGAGUAUCAAAAUUAUAUCAAACAGAAUUAGAAAAUCCUUUGCAUCAAACUCAAGUAGAUUCUCUUAAGAAUGAAUUAGAAAAUGUUGAUGAAAUACUUGAGAAUAUGAUAAAGACUGCGAAUAACAAUAAAACACAAGAAAUUCAAGAAAUGAAAGAUUCGAUUUCGAAAUUAAAUGUUGAUAUUUCAACAAAAAUUGAGAAAUUGAACCAAGAAAUUAAAUCAGAAAAUGAGAAUUCAGUAAAUCUUCUUGAAAAAGCAAAGAAUGAUCUAGAAGAUAUAAUAGAAAAGUCAAAACAUGAUGAUAAAACAACUUCUCUUGAAUUAUCCCAGAAUUUGGAGAAAAUUCACAUUAAAAAUGACAAUGAAAUUGAUUCGACAAGGAUCAAGAUUAAGCAGCUUAAAUCGAAGAUUGCUAAUGAUAAGAAUACCAAUGAAAUCAUUAUCUCAAGUACUAAGUCACAGAAUGAGAAAGACUUAGAGAAAGCAGAAAAGAACUUCCAAAAAGAAGUCCAUAAAUUACAAUGUAAUUUAACUGGUUUGAGUGAUUUCCUUGAUGAAAAAAUCCAAGUUUUGGAAGAAGAAGUCCAGAAAUUAAAUGCAAACUUCGAUAUAACGAAACCUAGAGAGUGUGAUGUUGAAAAGAUUGAAAUGCUUGAAAAGAAACUUGUCGAUACAACUGCAUUCCUCAAAUCUCAACUUCAAGAAUUUAUGCAAAUUAAAUCUUUGAUUGUUUCAAGAGAAAAUGAGUACAAUAAGAGAUUCGGAAGUGGUCCCAAGGUAGGAACAUAUAGUAUGCAACAACCACAUUCUGCUCAUUCACAACGUGGAUUUGUGAAUUAA